This is a messenger RNA of Rhizophagus irregularis DAOM 181602=DAOM 197198, 333 nucleotides long. RefSeq lists its product as uncharacterized. NCBI's taxonomy places the organism in Eukaryota, Fungi, Glomeromycota, Glomeromycetes, Glomerales, Glomeraceae. The record is from RefSeq and is a predicted model, not a curated record.
AUGAAGAAUAGCAAAACGUGGUGCCUAUGGUGUGCAGUUGAAAAUCGUCAUACACGAACAAUUGAAGAUAUGAGGAAGUUUUCAGAGAGAAAAGGAGGUCUUUGCUUUCAACUGAGUAUAUUAAUAGAUGGGAUCCUCUUAAAUGGCAGUGUAAAGAAGGCCAUAGGUGGAAGGGCUUCGGCAAAAGAUAUUCUUAAGGGAACUUGGUGUCGAAGGUGUAAUACACCAGGCAGAAAACGUGUUGUACCAAACCAAAAGAUUAUCCUAGUACAAGGACAUAUUACAUCAGAACAAGAAUGUACCCCAAUUCAAAGAUACAAUACACAGCACUGA